AUGGCAAACAAAAACUAUUUCUUCUCAACUCUUCUUCUUCUUCUCGUUCUUGGCAUUGUCACUUGUAACGCAGCAGCUGUUAAACCAAUCAUCAACAUUACUUCUCUUAAUCGUGGGAGUUUUCCCGCCGGUUUCAUUUUUGGGACAGCAUCAUCAGCUUACCAGUAUGAAGGUGCAGCGGCUAAAGGAGGCAGAGGACCAAGUAUAUGGGACGCUUACACCCAUAGAUAUCCAGGAAAGAUACAAGAUGGAUCAAGUGGAGAUGUGGCUAUUGAUUCAUAUCAUCGCUACAAGGAAGAUGUUGGGAUUAUGAAAGAGAUGGGCUUAGAUGCUUACAGAUUUUCAAUCUCAUGGUCUAGAAUAUUACCUAAUGGAAAGCUAAGUGGGGGUGUGAAUAGAGAAGGAAUCAAAUACUACAAUAACCUCAUCGAUGAGCUACUAGCCAAUGGUAUACAACCAUUUGUAACUCUCUUCCAUUGGGAUCUCCCCCAAACCUUACAAGAUGAGUAUGGAGGUUUCUUGAGCCCCAAAAUUGUGAAUGAUUUUCGGGACUAUUCGGAGAUUUGUUUCGAAGAAUUUGGCGAUCGAGUUAAGCACUGGAUCACAUUGAAUGAACCAUGGAGCUAUAGUAUGGGUGGUUAUGCGGCAGGUCUAUUUGCACCAGGUCGAUGUUCAGAUUGGCAAGGAUUAAAUUGUACCGGAGGAGAUUCAGGAAUUGAACCAUAUUUGGCAUCGCAUUACCAGCUUCUUGCUCAUGCCAAAGCUGUAAAAUUGUACAAGGAAAAAUAUCAGAAAACUCAAAAGGGAGUGAUAGGGAUCACAUUAAUUUCUCAAUGGUUUGUGCCAUUUUCUGAUGCCAGACAUCACCAAAAUGCUGCCAAGCGAGCACUGGAUUUCAUGUUUGGAUGGUUCAUGAAUCCAUUAACCAAUGGUGACUAUCCACACACAAUGAGAUCUUUCGUUGGAGACCGAUUACCCAGAUUCUCAAAAGAGCAAUCCAAAAUGAUAAAAGGAUCAUUUGAUUUUCUAGGGUUGAACUAUUAUACUACUAAUUAUGCAGCUUAUAUGCCCCUUUCUAAUGAUGUAAAUGCAAGCUAUUUAACAGAUUCUCGUGCUAAUCUUUCAAGUGAGAGAAAUGGUGUUCCCAUAGGUCCAAAGGCAGCUUCAAGUUGGCUUUAUGUUUACCCAAGAGGAAUUCGAGACCUUUUGCUCUAUGUAAAGAAAGAGUACAAUGAUCCACUGAUUUACAUCACGGAAAAUGGUGUUGAUGAGUUCAACAAUGGUUCAUUAACUCUCAAGGAGGCCCUCGUUGAUAACAUGAGGGUUGAGUACUAUUAUCAACAUCUUUCCUUCCUUCAAAAAGCAAUCAAGGAUGGCGUAAACGUGAAAGGAUAUUUUGCAUGGUCAUUAUUGGAUAAUUUCGAAUGGAUUUCGGGUUACACCGUGCGAUUUGGCAUCAAUUAUGUAGAUUAUAAAGAUGGAUUGAAAAGAUAUCCUAAACUUUCAGCUCACUGGUUUAAGAGCUUCCUCGAGAAAUAG
Molecule: messenger RNA, 1539 nt
Organism: Dovyalis caffra
Lineage: Eukaryota; Viridiplantae; Streptophyta; Magnoliopsida; Malpighiales; Salicaceae
Source: the annotation of a GenBank genome assembly